This is a messenger RNA of Talaromyces rugulosus, 360 nucleotides long. RefSeq lists its product as uncharacterized. The record is from RefSeq and is a predicted model, not a curated record. The coding region runs from base 1 to 360 and encodes 119 amino acids. The transcript is spliced from 4 exons. NCBI's taxonomy places the organism in Eukaryota, Fungi, Ascomycota, Eurotiomycetes, Eurotiales, Trichocomaceae.
AUGCCGCAGGACAUGCCCCCGGCUGGGGGCUACCAGCCUGUACAAUACAAGCGUAACCUGCCCGCCCGCGGUUUCAGGCCAUGGACUUACCUCGUCGGAAUGCACUUGAUCAUGGCCUAUGGCUUUUAUAAAUACGCCAUUGGUGUUCGGGAGCAGACCGAGCUCGCACGCGAAAAGAUGUGGUCGCGUAUCCACUUGAUCCCCCUCCUUCAAGCCGAAGAAGACCGCGACCAAGUCCGCCGACACUACGCCGACAAGGCCCGCGAGAAGGAACUCCUCGGCACCGAGACCAAGAUCUACAACUCUGACCGAUUCGUCCGUCCCACUUUCACAUAUACCCCCGGCAAGGUCAGUCAAUAG